Molecule: messenger RNA, 1848 nt
Organism: Alternaria incomplexa
Lineage: Eukaryota; Fungi; Ascomycota; Dothideomycetes; Pleosporales; Pleosporaceae
Exons: 3
Coding region: 1-1848 (615 amino acids)
Source: RefSeq, a predicted model, not a curated record
AUGGCCUCCAUCCGCGAGACCAUCCGGAACGGCGCAAGCUACCUGGUAGGCGUCAUUAGAGAGAAGGCGCAGAUCCAGUACCAAGAGGUAUACCUGAAGCUCGAAACUCAUGCUCGCGUAUUCAAGCGAUCUUUCCAGAGGCCAACCCCCUAUAUCGUCGCAGCAGGACUCAACAAUGUCCGCGACAGCAACACGCGUACAGAACUUCUGCCGCGGGCCAGGCAGCAGCAGUCCUACCACGCCGUCGCCACAGGCCGUAUUGCGAAGCCCAAGCGAGAACCCCAUCCCCGAGAACUGGACCCUAAAUGGUACGAUAUGGCCAUGAAGCGGAAGUCCGCAGAAGAGUUCCGCGAGCGCGAAAUGCGUCUCCGAGAGAACGAGCGAAUGGUGUUGAGGGAGCGCCAGCAACUACAGCGACAAAAGCGUCGUGCUCCGUACGACCGAAACUCCAUGGGGCGCGCAACCGGUAUCAAGGAUAAGCGUCCCCGGUGGACGUCGCAGCCAGCACUCCCGCCGCCAAAAGCUUUCAGCAACUUACAACAUCCCGCCGAGUUCUACGAGAACCAGACCUCCGAGGAGCGUAGGGCGUAUGUGCGUGAGAAGCUGACCAACGUGCUCGGUGAGCAAAAGAUGAAAGAGCCCAUCCUUCCUUCCGGUCACAACCCCAUGGAACCCGUCAUCGCCGAGCACAACCAGCGCAUGGCCACAAUCAGCCUUCUGAACCAGUUCGAAGCUCACAAGGCUGAUGUAGAGCGCCAGCACCACGAGCAGAUACGUCUAGCCCGUGAAGAAGAGGCCACUCGACUCAAAACACAGAUUCUCCUUGGUCACUACAAGGACGUCUACAAGGGUCGUAUCAACGUGCUAGCAUGGCAUACCGGCCACAUGCUCGAAGGCAUCGACCGACUUGAACAUCUGCUCCAAACCGGAGAACAGUGGGAGGUGGCCAAGGUUGUGCAAGUUCUGACCCACCAAGUCUUUGAACCCGUCAAGCGUGUGCUUGAAGAGUUUGACGCUGAUAUCCCUCUGGAUCCGGAUGGCGCCCAGAAGCUCAAGGAAGCAUGGCCCAUGGCUCGUCUACAGGGACUCUAUGACUUCUUACUGGGCAGGUCCAACAACCUGGAUUCACAGACUAUGCGCAUGGCUCAGUGCAUUGAGGAGAUCCUUCGACGCCUGAACAGCCCGACGGUAUUUGUCGACCCUCUUGCGCCCAAGCCGCAGCCGCUCAAUGACUUCCGCCAGAGCUACGGCUCUACAAACGUCAACCCACAGACAAGCUCUGCUUCUCAGUCUGACCAACCCCUCCCUGGCGCAGUUCCACCCCCCGCAGGAGGAUGGUCCUUCCGUGGCCGCGCCUCCACUUCCGGCCUCGACCCCGACGCCCCCCAAUUCACGCACGCCAACGCCACUACCUCCGCACCACCCGGAAGCGGCAUCUCAAAACUCAUCGCCGCAACCGCCUCAAACGCCGCCUCCAAAGGCACCAACCCCCAAAUCCCAUCCAUCACCAUCGAGCCCGGCGACAGCGCCGCACGCACCUCGGUCCUCCAGUACAUCAGCACCGACAACAUGGUCCUCCAAGCCGAAAUGGAAGACAUGUUCCGGCACGCCGAGCCCAAGAACAGUCGCCGGCGCGCUGUCACCGAGUGCAUCAAGGGCCUUGUUGAUGCUGCGAAUGGCGAGGAUAAGGUGCUGGGUACGAUGGAUGCGACGUAUUAUCGCGCGCAGAUUGAGGAGUGUGUGAGGAAGAUUGAUGGGCUGGCGAAGAGGUAUAAGGAGGUUAAGGAGACGAAGGCGCUUAGGAAGCUUUGUGGGCUGGCGUUGAAGAUUUGGGCGAUGCAUGGGUGA